AUGAAAUUGUUAAACUCCACUUCACAGCUUGUAGAACCCCUAGAAAGUAGAAAGUUUGCAAGAUUUAACUUACAGUACACAGAGACAGAAGAGAAGCCCCUGGGAGAAGAACAGUGGGUUCCCAGAUUUGCAGGCCAUCAGAGCUUAGAAAAGAGAGAACGUUCAUUUUUUGCUCGUGAUCAGAAAAUAAACUGUGGUUUUAUUAAAGGUCCUGAAGGGUCUCAAAGUACUGGAUUUGACUUGACAGAAGAUGAUGCAAGUUACAUCAGCAGGUGCCACAUUGCUGUGAUUUCAUGCAUUUUUGGAAAUUCUGAUCACUUGAGGACCCCAGGCACGAAAACGGUCACCCGAUUGUCGAGGAAGAAUGUCUGCUUUGUUAUGUUUACUGAUGAAAUUACAAUACGGGCCCUUUCUUCUGAAGGGCAUGUGCCAGAUAGAAUGGGUUUCAUUGGCUUCUGGAAGUUGGUGGUAGUGAAGAAUCUACCAUAUGAUGAUAUGCGAAGAGUGGGCAAAAUACCUAAGUUAUUGCCGCAUCGACUUUUUCCUUUUGCAAGGUAUUCAAUUUGGCUGGAUAGCAAAUUACGUCUGCAGCUUGAUCCUUUACUUAUCUUGGAGUACUUUUUGUGGCGAAAGGGUUAUGAAUAUGCAAUAUCCAAUCACUAUGAUCGGCACUGUGUGUGGGAAGAAGUAGCACAGAACAAGAAAUUGAACAAGUAUAAUCACACUGUUAUAGAUCAACAAUUUGCAUUUUACCGGGCCGAUGGACUGGAAAAAUUUGAUGCAUCGGAUCCAAACAAGCUUCUUCCAAGCAAUGUACCUGAAGGUUCUUUUAUUAUUCGAGCACACACCCCUAUGUCGAAUUUGUUUUCCUGUCUUUGGUUCAAUGAAGUUGAUCGGUUCACUCCUCGUGAUCAGCUGAGUUUUGCAUACACAUAUCAGAAGCUGAGAAGGAUGAAUCCAGACAAACCUUUUCAUCUGAAUAUGUUCAAGGACUGUGAAAGGAGACACAUAGCCAAGUUGUUCCGUCAUAGGUUUGAUGAGAAGAGGAUAAAUCAUCAGAAAGCAUCAGAAUAA
Sphenostylis stenocarpa is the source of this 1074-nucleotide messenger RNA. Lineage: Eukaryota; Viridiplantae; Streptophyta; Magnoliopsida; Fabales; Fabaceae. The record is from the annotation of a GenBank genome assembly.